This is a messenger RNA of Penicilliopsis zonata CBS 506.65, 1299 nucleotides long. RefSeq lists its product as hypothetical. Lineage: Eukaryota; Fungi; Ascomycota; Eurotiomycetes; Eurotiales; Aspergillaceae. Gene Ontology annotation, biological process: tRNA wobble position uridine thiolation. Gene Ontology annotation, molecular function: tRNA binding. Bases 1 to 1299 code for a protein of 432 amino acids. The record is from RefSeq and is a predicted model, not a curated record. The transcript has a single exon. Gene Ontology annotation, cellular component: mitochondrion; cytosolic tRNA wobble base thiouridylase complex.
AUGCCUCCGACGCCUUGUUUACGGUGCCGCGAGGCCCGGGCAGUGAUUAUCCGGCCCAAAAACCGCCACAAACUAUGCCGAAACUGUUUUCUGGAGGUGUUCGAGACGGAGGUCCACGAGACGAUCAUGUCGACGAAGCUGUUCUACCGCGGAGAGCGGGUAGCCAUCGGUGCGAGUGGCGGCAAAGAUAGCACAGUGCUUGCGUCGGUAUUGAAGACGCUGAACGAACGCUACGAUUACGGCCUGGAGCUGAUGCUGCUUUCCAUCGACGAAGGCAUCAAAGGGUAUCGCGACGACAGCCUCGAGACGGUCAAGCGCAACGCGGUGCAGUAUACCAUGCCCCUGGAAAUUGUGGGAUACGACGAGCUCUACGGAUGGACAAUGGAUCAAGUGGUGGCGCAGGUUGGAAAGAAGGGCAACUGUACAUACUGCGGGGUAUUCCGUCGGCAGGCACUGGACCGUGGCGCGGCGCGACUAGGGAUCAAACACGUCGUCACUGGCCACAACGCGGACGACGUGGCGGAGACGGUGAUGAUGAACCUGCUGCGAGGAGAUCUACCUCGUCUGUCGCGGGGCACGAGCAUUGUGACGGGAUCCGAAGCGUCGGACAUCAAACGCAGCAAGCCUCUCAAGUAUGCCUACGAGAAGGAGAUUGUGCUGUACGCGCACCACAAGAAACUCGACUACUUCACCACAGAAUGCAUAUAUUCGCCGGAGGCGUUCCGGGGCAGCGCUCGCACGCUGAUCAAGGAUCUCGAGAAGAUCCGGCCGAGCUCUAUCCUGGACAUCGUGAGGAGUGGCGAAGACAUGGCGACCCUUGUUCCCCCGGAGGUCAGUGGGGCAAAGAACCCUACCGCUGUUGCCAGGGCCACAGAGGAAGAGACAACCGGUGGCUGUGGAAGCCAGAACGGACGGUCGAGUGGUGGGGAAAUGGCAGACAUGGAAAAGCAACUGGCAGCCGACGAAAACGCCCAAAGCCACGAAACAGAGAUCAAGCUAUCCGACAUUCAGCUCCCGGACGGGUCCGUUCCGCUACAAAAAACAACGAACAAAAAGACGGCCAAGAAGCCCCCGCAGAAAGGUACGCCGCUGGGCAAACAGGUGAAAACUCAAACCAUGGGCAAAUGUGAACGGUGCGGGUACAUUUCGAGCCAGAAGAUCUGCAAGGCAUGCGCGCUGUUGGAAGGGCUCAACAAGAAUCGACCCAAGACGGCGAUCGAGGUGGAAAUUGCCGCCGAGGAUGAAGAGGGCAGCACAACGCUGAUGAGGCAGAUGGAGCGUAUCCAAUUGACCACCUGA